This is a messenger RNA of Rosa rugosa (rugosa rose), 1473 nucleotides long. RefSeq names its product cyclin-J18. NCBI's taxonomy places the organism in Eukaryota, Viridiplantae, Streptophyta, Magnoliopsida, Rosales, Rosaceae. The record is from RefSeq and is a predicted model, not a curated record. The coding region runs from base 44 to 757 and encodes 237 amino acids. The transcript is spliced from 10 exons.
AAAAACAGAGACUAAAAUUUUGGAGAAUUCCAGAGGCGCAGAGAUGCAGAGAGAAUCCGGUUCGGCUUUGCCGCUCCGAGCAAGACUCAUCGACUUCCUCAUCCAAUCUGCUCAGCGGCUCCAACUUUCUCCGACCGAGAAGUACACCGCCUUGUCACUCUUCGCUCAUAGAUUCUACCCCCGUUUUAUGUCCCAGAUGGAACAAGGCAAUGACAUGGGGAACUGGCUCUUGCAACCCUUGAGAGAGAGCAAUUUGCAGCUAUUUGCGCUUGUUUCGCUAUGGAUUUCAAACAAAAUACACUCUUCUCCUGCAUUGUCCGUGAAGAUAUUCAAGUCCUUGGGAGACAAAUGUAUCAGUGAACAACACUUCACCAUUCGAGAUUAUUCUGAAGCGGAGGUGGUCUUAAUGCAGGUAGUGAAUUUUGAGAUUUGUGUGGAAAAUGUUGCUUUCGUAUACUUUGAAGAGCUUUUACUCCAAUUCAAGGGAGUGUCAAAGGUUGGGGAACUAGUGAACUUUGAAGCAGGCAUGGACAUCAUGGAUCUACUUUAUGAAAAGGAGGAGACAACGAUGCUCUAUGCUAAUCCUCGUUUUCUCGCUGCAUCAGUCUUGGUUGCUUCAUAUGUCAUUACAGUUCCCAAACAGAAGUUGGAAUUUCCGGUUCUUCCCUGGGUUAAGUUUGUAACCGGAUGCGAAGAAGAGGAUAUUGUAGAGAUGGUCAGAGAAAUUUUUAAGCACGUAUUCCAUCUUUCUUGCUGAAGUCUGAAGAGGGCAACUUGUCUGUGUUUGGUACAAGUGAUGGAUGGGACACAAAGAACUGUCGGGUUUAGGGCUUUAGCGUUUACAAAUUACAAGGUUGGUGAGUUCCAUUGAUUGUUGUUGGUUUGAAGAGGGCGUAAUGGAGAUGAAUCCGAGGCGCUUUUGCAUGGUUGUGGACUUGUGGUAGCGUCAAAACUUUCUUUUAAUCAAGGCAGUGCAACAAAGCAGCUCAUGACCUAGCUAAGUUCAAUUUCAUUUUACAUUUACAAAAAAAAAAGUUCAAUUUCACUUUGAACGAAAGUGAUACUUUCUAUUAUGCAGAGUUUGGACGGAAUGGCUUAUGGAGUCGAUAAAUAUCGGACAUUGAUUGUUGUAACAUUUAUAUCAAUUAAUGAAUUAUUAUAUUUUCAAUCAAAAAACAAAGGGUAAGGGCCGUAAGGCUUUAUGCUGAGGAUAGGUUGUAUCUAGUUCUUAGUCGAAGCAUAUAAAUAGUCAUACUGAAGUGAGCAAGUGAACCACCUCAAGGCUGAAGUCCAACCAAAUUUGCUUUGCCUCAUCAAUAGGGGCCCGUACAAGUGCUGUUGUUGGAGGUCAAGUUUGGCGAGCUAGUCUUUUAUAUUCUCAUAUAUAGUUUCGUCCAGUCUUUGUUGAAUACUAGAACAUGUUUUUGACUAUUGUUGGUAUGGUUAUGUAUAAUAAGCACACAUACAUUUGAU